ACUCGCACAGUUUUGAGACUGGGAGGCAGCUGAUGGAAUAAAGUUCAGUUUUACUUGAGUACCAAUCUUUUUGUAGGACUAUUCGUAAUGCUUUACGCUGGAUUAUUUCCAAUGCCUGAAUGAGAUAAUUUGGAGCAGCUUGAUAUACUACACUCAUGUACAUUAUUCUACUCUGAACAUACGAAUGUUACAUAACUUUAAUUAAUUUGCUUUGCACAUAUUGUUUAUAAAUCACAUUUAGUAUGAAUUAUUCUUUUCGAUUUAACGGGUUUUUCAUAUUUGAAUCAAUUUUGUCAUCUUAGAAAUUGAUGUGUAAAUAAUAUGUAACGCCAUCUGUGAAUAAAAAGAAUAACUUUGGAUGACUAAUAACAAGGAAUGAAAUGUUCUUUUUUUUGUGAUGUGCAAGUUAUUUCAUGACGUUCUCCCUAACAGCAUUACUGCUAAGUUUCAGGUGUUUUCUAAAUUUUAAGUAAAAUACAUCAGCUGGAUCUUUUCAGACAGCACGUUAAGGAACAUUUAUCUGCAUUUAUCAAUAGGUUUCUUUCUAUAAGUUGUGCUUUACAGGAUAUAAAGCAAAACUGGAUCUUGAUUUUUAUUCCAUUUAAGGAUCUUGAUUCAAUUUUUCAGCCCAACUUAAAAUUUCGUCAUAACAGUCAUUUGAGAUUCAAAAACUAUUCAAAAAUAUCGUAAAACCAAAAAACACGUUUUUAACAAAAUAAAUGAAAAUAGAUUAUUAAUUAAGUUUUAAGGACUUUUUGUUGAUCAAUAUCAUAGACAAUAAUAGAAAGAAUGACUGGUCGUGGAAGAGGAUUUUUGUUGAAGAAAAUUGAAGAUGAAAAAGCUGCUGAUGAACAAUCAGACGUUGGAUCAUCAAUAUCUACUUUCCCAAUCCUCGGACGUGGUGGUCGUGGUAUAAAAUUACAAACUCAAUCCCUAUCGACUCAACAACCUACAACAGAAACAACAACAAGUGACAGUGAUUCAAAUGUAUCGGCAUUUCCUUUAAUUGGACGUGGUCGUGGAAUACUUUCCACAUUAGGUCGAGGCACAACAUCAUCAGAACCAAAAUCGUCCGAACCAGAUCCAGUAGAACAAGCUAAACAGUAUGUCACUGGACAAUUUGAUGAUUUAUCAUCACCAAAAAAGGUUUCGUCAUCUUCUGGUCGUGGACGAUCAUCUGGUCUGAAUACUGAUGAGAGAGAAUCAGCAAAGUCAUUAAUUGAAGGCUUUGAAAAAGUCACAAUCGAAGCACCAGCAAAACAACCAUCACCAGAAAAAGUUGCACCAAUUCCAUCAAUGGAAAAGGAACCAGAAGAAGUUGUCGAGGAAUCAGUUUUAACUAAAAAAGGAUCAAAAGGAACACCAUUCACGGCUUUAACAAACUGCAUCAUGCUAAAAUGUAACAAGGAUUUUGGUGUUUUCGAGUACGAAGUUCGUUUCCAGCCAGAAAUUGACAACAUUCAGCAUCGCUACAAGUAUCUUGGACAGUUACGAGAACAAAUUGGAAGUGUUAAAACAUUCGAUGGAGUUACACUUUAUUUACCAAAACAAUUACCUGAUCAUACAACAACAUACACAGCAUCAAUUGAAGGACAGAACGAAGUUGAAGUCAAAAUUAUUUAUCAUCGGAAGAAGCGUUUAGGAGAAUGUUUACAUUUGUAUAAUGUCUUAUUUGAACGUAUUAUGAGAGACUUGAAAUAUCAACGAGUUGGUCGCAAAUGCUUCGAUCCAUCAUCACCAAAGGAAAUUAAGCAGCACAAGCUUGAAGUCUGGCCAGGCUAUGUUAAAUCUGUUGAAGAACAAGAAGGUGGAAUAAUGCUGUUGCUGGAUGUUUCUCAUCGAGUCUUAUCACAAAAGACAGUCUUGGAAUACAUGAGCGAAUGUGUGGAAAAAUAUCGUCAAAAUUAUCAGGAUAUGGUUAAGAAGGCACUCAUUGGACAUACUGUAUUGACUCGAUACAACAACAAGACUUAUCGUAUUGACGAUAUUGAUUUUACAAAGAAUCCAACAGCAAAGUUCAUGAAGGGAGAAACAGAAAUUAAUUAUUGUGAUUAUUACAAGCAGCAAUAUAAUAAAAUUAUAAAGGAUAUGAAGCAACCGCUUUUAAUUCAUCGUGAGGAUGUUCGAGUUCCUGGCGAGAAAACCAAAAAGGAAAUGGUCUUCUGUUUAGUUCCCGAGUUGUGCUACAUUACAGGCUUAACAGAUGAAAUGCGAAGUCAAUUUACAAUAAUGAAGGAUUUAGCUGUUUAUACAAAACUUGCUCCAUUUCAACGAGUUGCUGCUUAUAAGCAAUAUGUCGAAAAUAUUAACAAGCAUCCAGAAGCAAAACAAAAGCUCACAGACUGGGGCUUAACACUCGAUUCCGAUCCAUGUCAAGUAACAGCUCGAGUAUUAAACAAGGAAGUUGUUAUCUUCGGUCAAAAUAAGUCAUUUGAUAUCGCUCCGAAUGCAGAUUUUUCACGUAAUGCUACGUCCUGUGAAGUUUUGGAGCCUGUCAACUUGCAGAAUUGGGUUUUGAUUUAUACUAAGAAUGACUCGAAAACUGCUGAGAACUUUGAGAACACAAUCAUGAAGGUUUGUGGACCAACUGGAAUUCGCUGUGCUCCUCCACGACGUAAUGAAUUGCCAAAUGAUCGAACCGAUACUUAUGUUAACAAAAUCAAGGAUUGUGUAAAGGAUAAAAACGUUCAAAUUGUCGUAACAAUCUUCCCAACUUUACGAGACGAUCGAUAUUCAGCUGUUAAGACGACAUUAUGUAAAGACAAUCCAUGUCCAUCGCAGUGCAUUAACAGUAAGACACUUCGCAAUGAAGCCAAGAGUCGAUCGAUUAUUCAAAAGAUCUUACUUCAAAUGAACUGUAAAUUGGGUGGCACAUUGUGGGGAAUUAAAAUUCCAUUGAAAAAUACUAUGAUUGUUGGAAUUGACACAUAUCAUGAGGCUAAUCAGAAGGGAAAUGCUGUCGGUGGUUUUGUAGCGAGCAUGAAUUCCUCAUUUACAAAAUAUAAUAGCAUUCCAACCAUACAAAAGAAGAAGGAAGAGCUGUUGAAUGGAUUAAUUGCUUCAAUGGAACGAACAUUGCGUAAUUAUAAGCAAAUUAACUCCAACUUGCCUGAUCGUAUCAUUAUUUAUCGAGACGGCGUUGGCGAUGGACAAUUGCAACAUGUUGAAACAUACGAAAUCCCGCAAUUUAAGGAAGCAUGUGAACGAAUGUGUCCAGGAUAUUCACCAAAAAUUACAUUCAUUGUGGUCCAAAAGCGUAUAAAUCACAAGUUCUUUAAGUUUAUCCGUGAUAGACCACCCGCAGAAAGCUAUGUGAAUCCACCACCAGGAUCAGUUUUGGAUCAUACAGUUACACGUCGUAAUGCUUAUGAUUUCUUUUUAUGCUCACAAAAUGUUCGUGAAGGAACUGUAACACCGAGUCAUUUCAUUGUCUUGCGUGAUGAUAAUCAGUUCGAGCCAGACAUUAUUCAACAAUUGACAUACAAGCUGACUUAUUUAUACUACAAUUGGCCUGGUGCUGUUCGUGUUCCUGCUCCAUGUCAGUAUGCACAUAAGCUGGCUUAUCUCGUUGGAUUGGCUGUCAAAGGAAAAGUUGAUGAUUCGCUUACUGACAAACUUUUCUAUUUGUAAAUUUAUAAAUGCUUUAAAUUAAGGAAAGGAAGCAUUUAACAACAAAUCAACAUAUUUAAUGGUGUUUGCUAUUCAGAAAUAUUCAUUGUUAGAAUUAGUUUUAAAUUUAUAUUUUAAGAAAAACAAGAAAUUUGCGAACUUGUUGCAACAUCUAGAAAAUAUUAAAAUGAUGCAACAGAAAAAUAACGGUUUAAAAAAAUUUGAAAAUAACAGUUAAAAAGUAUUUCAAAAAAUAAAAAAAAAUCCAUAAACUCGCGAUAAUUCAAUGUAAGAGUGAUUCCACAGAAAGACAGUUCUAGACACUCUUACAAAAUUAUAAAAUAUCAAGAAUUAAAUCUUAUAAAUACAGUAGAGUAAUUCUGUUUAAAAAGUUGAAAAUGUUGCUCACGAAAGAUACAUUUCAAUUAUUAUUUCCUAUCAACACUCAAUAAAAUGAAAAUAUCUCAUAAAUUAAAGCAUAAUAGUACAUAAAAAAUUAGACAGCCAGCAGGACCCGCUUUUGUUUUGAAAUCAUAUUUCUGUCGUCAAUCAUUUAAAAAAAAAUCUUAAAUUGUGCAACAUUGUUUCUAGAGUUUUCAUGUUGUCCAAUUUUAUCAUUAAUUAAAUCUUUAAUAUGUUUAUAUAAGCUCAUAAUUUUCUAAAAGUAAUUGUCUGUGUCUUAAGUCGAAUCUGUGGAAUCACCUUAACCUAUUUUUUCGAGCCCAAAAACAAUAAAUUGUUAAAAUUCUAAAUUGAAAUGUUUAAUUAUUUAUUGAAAUACUAUAAUUAAAGUACUUAAAAAAUAUUCAACCAACUUUAAAUAAAGUGAUAGAUCUUAAAAAUCAAACAAAAAUAAAGAUAACCCCAA
Molecule: messenger RNA, 4477 nt
Organism: Chironomus riparius
Lineage: Eukaryota; Metazoa; Arthropoda; Insecta; Diptera; Chironomidae
Source: the annotation of a GenBank genome assembly